Molecule: messenger RNA, 1470 nt
Organism: Rotaria socialis
Lineage: Eukaryota; Metazoa; Rotifera; Eurotatoria; Philodinida; Philodinidae
Source: the annotation of a GenBank genome assembly
AUGUCAAUUGAAAAAAAUGACGAAGAUUUAUUUACACUUGUUUGGCUGGGAGAUUCAUGUGGUGAGAUACAAUUUGGAAUGAAGAAGUUUAUAAAUAAAUUCACAAAUUUGAAUGCAUUAAAAGAGUAUAUUAUCGAUAAACCAAAUUCUUCAAUAAUUGUUAUUAUCUCGGAUAGUAUUCCAUUUGAUGGUACAUCUUUCGUUGAUUCACCCCAGAUCUGUGCGGUUUAUAAUGAAAAGCUUGUGUGUUUAUACUCUUUAUCGGAAAUGUUUUCAACUGCUGAUAAAUAUUUGAAGAAUCAACAGGAGGAAACAAAAAAGACAUCAGAUCAAUCAUGUAUAUCUAAAAUAUUGUCGAUUGCUCGAAAAUACUGGUUUCUUGUUGGCUUGGCUUUUUCAAUUUGUAUGGCAUAUAUUUUUCCAAAUCUAGGCAAAACAGGUGGCUAUAUUCGUUCUGAAUGGACUGUUAAAUAUGGCUGCGUGAUAUUAGUAUUCUUUCUUAGCGGUUUAUCUCUGCGAACUAGGCAACUUGCGAAAGAAAUUCUUCAUAUUCGUCUUCAUAUUCUUAUUCAAAUCUAUAGCCUGAUAGUGAUUCCAGUUUUAGUUUAUUAUUUAACAUUAUUUUUAUCAAAUACGUCGAUGAACAAAACAUUGCUGUUUGGUAUGAUUAUAAUGGCGUCAACGUCUACAACAAUUUCUAGCAAUGUUAUUAUGACUAAAAAUGCUUUGGGCAAUGAAUAUGCUGCAUUAUUAAAUGCAAUACUGGGCAAUAUUUUAGGUAUUUUUCUUUCGCCAGCUAUGAUACUAUUUUUUAUGAAAAAUUCAAUGUUUGAUUACUUAUCAAAUACGAAUAAUGAAAAGCAAAAAUUAGAUUAUGGUCAUGUUAUUAAAAAUUUAACUUUAACUGUUUUACUUCCUCUAUUUAUUGGACAAAUAAUUCAUUUACUAUGGGCCAAAAAAAUAAUGGAUAUACGAGAAAAAUUUCAUUUUUCUGAAUUGAGUAGUUUAGCUUUAUUAACACUUGUAUGGUCCGUAUUUUGUACUUGUUUUUCUACGGGAUCGUUUAAAACGAUAGGCACACAAGAUCUUAUAAUUUUAAUGCUCAUUGAUCUUGUUAUAUAUUUAUUUUUUUCAUCAUUUAUUUUUAUUCUAACCAGAUUACCUAUUCCUUAUUGGCAAUUUUCUGAAAAAGACUCUAUAGCAAUUAUGUUUUGUAGUGCAAGUAAAACGUUAGCUAUGGGGAUCUCAGUCAUCAAUGCUUUAUAUGGUAACACAAAUCAAGCUCUUACUGGUUUACUCUCACUACCAUUGAUUAUGUAUCAUGCUGAACAAUUAAUAAUCGGUGCUAUUCAAGUUGUUUUAUUGAAAAAUUGGAUUAAAAAUAAAUUAAAAGAUAAUACGAAUAUUCAAUCUACUAAUGAAAAUGAAGUUAAAACUGACGAACUACAAAUUAUAAAUGUUGAACCUUAA